This is a messenger RNA of Glycine soja, 4178 nucleotides long. RefSeq names its product ethylene receptor-like. The transcript has 6 exons. Gene Ontology annotation, molecular function: ethylene receptor activity; protein binding; phosphorelay sensor kinase activity. Lineage: Eukaryota; Viridiplantae; Streptophyta; Magnoliopsida; Fabales; Fabaceae. Gene Ontology annotation, biological process: phosphorylation; response to ethylene; phosphorelay signal transduction system. The coding region runs from base 1561 to 3780 and encodes 739 amino acids. Gene Ontology annotation, cellular component: endoplasmic reticulum membrane; endoplasmic reticulum. The record is from RefSeq and is a predicted model, not a curated record.
CUUAAGGGUUACCACAUGUGUUUAAGAGCUAGGUGGUCGAUUCAAUCUGGAUAACCUGUUUGUUGUUCUUAAUUGUCCCAAGGGCAAGGUGUGUCCUUCAGAGGGCAUCCCUUUUAUGCUGAGGAAGACCAUUGUUUGAACUCUCUAUCUCUUCGUUUACAUUCAUUGUGGGAUAGGAUUGCCUUCAUGCCUUUUCUAUGCACAGGAAUACACAACUUUUGUUCCAUUUUUCAUUCACAGAUGGUUCCAUGUUGCAUUUAUGCUCCAUUUUAGUUUAUGCCAGGAGACUAUGUCUGACGUAUAAGCUUUAUCAAAUACAUGGGCCCUGCUUCAUACAUUGUUAUGAGUUCUGCACCACAUAUUUGACUCUACUAUAUUGCCUUCUUAGGAUCUUUGCAUAUAAUGUUCACAACGUUGUUAUUGUUGCGUGUUUGUCCUUAGGAAUCAUUUCUUAAUUUAUGUCUUGAUUUGAUAUUGUAAUAAAUUUGAAUUAUGAUCAGAUCAUAGGUGAUAGAUGAUUUAUUAAUCUCUAAUUUUUCUCCCUGAUUGUGGCAGAUUUAGUUUCCUCUUUGGGACUAAUUCUGUCUAUAAACCAGUGGCUGUCAUUAAAAAAGAAUAAGAGAAAUUAAAUUUUUCCUUUGCUAUUCUUAUAGUCAUAAAUAAGGAAAACAAAGCUUAACAAGUGGUUAUCUAGAAGCUCUGAGUGAGUAUCGGUGUUAUGUCUUAGGCUGCAUUUUAAACUAAAAAUCCCAACAGUAGCCUAGAGUUGUAUUAAUUAAAAUAUAUUUGUUUUCAUUUCUCAUAUCUUUCUCUAUGUUAAAAUGAUCUAGAGUUAUAUUAUUCAUCAUGAAUUUGGGCUUAUUUUAUUGAUCAUAAAUCUUGUGAUUCAUGAUACGAUUCGAUACAUAGGCUUUCCGAUACAUAUUUUGUGUUCCAAUUCAACUACCAUGAUCCUAAGCCUCAAGAAAUUCUUUCAUUUGGUAAAGCCAAGGAGGUUGAAAGUUUUCAGCAGUGUGAAAUAUAUGCAGUUAUAUGGUGUAUUCAGUUGGUGAGGAAUGAUUGCAUCUUUAUGUUUCAGAACUUGUUUUGGAAUGAGAUUGUCUUCUAGCCUCUAUCUUGUUCUCCUGUGGUUCUUUUGAGGGAGUUUUCAUUUAUCAUAUGGAGAGAGGCUGGAGAGCUGGACAGCUUUGCUGAAUUUUUAAUUUGUUUUGGAGGAUAUUUUAUCCUCCCCUUGUUUCAGUUUGUCUUCUCUCAUAAAAUAUCAUUUUCUGUUUUAAGAAGACUUGAAACUUUUAAUGUAGUAUAACCAGUAGUACUCUGUCAUGAAUCAACUAUCCUAAAAGCUUAUACUAUUAAGUGAACUUGAAUGGUUUUAUAUUGCAUCUCUGAAAGGCCCCUCACACAAGAGCCCUUUGGGAUUAAAACUUGGAUUAUGCACAACUUUUCCAUCUAGUUUGUUGUUUUCGUCUGUUCCAUUCCCUUCUAUCUGAUGCUUGACUUUUCCAUCUUUUGAUGUAGUUAUGUGAAAAAGGAAAAAUUGCCUGAGGUGGUUCAAUCACUAUGGAAUCCUGCAAUUGUAUUGACCCACAAGUGCCAGCUGAUGACUUAUUGAUGAAAUACCAAUAUAUCUCUGAUUUCUUCAUUGCCCUUGCUUAUUUCUCAAUCCCUUUGGAGCUUAUCUACUUUGUUAAGAAAUCAGCAGUAUUUCCAUAUAGAUGGGUCCUUGUUCAGUUUGGUGCUUUUAUAGUUUUAUGUGGAGCAACACAUCUAAUUAAUUUAUGGACCUUUAGAAUUCAUUCAAGAACUGUGGCUGUUGUAAUGACCACUGCUAAGGUUUUAACUGCUGUGGUAUCAUGUGCAACUGCCCUCAUGCUGGUACAUAUUAUUCCUGAUUUAUUAAGUGUUAAAACUAGGGAAUUAUUUUUGAAGAACAAGGCUGCAGAGCUUGAUAGAGAAAUGGGCCUGAUUCGCACACAAGAAGAAACUGGUCGACAUGUUAGGAUGUUGACUCAUGAGAUUAGAAGCACUCUUGAUAGACACACAAUAUUGAAAACGACUCUUGUUGAAUUAGGUAGAACUUUGGCACUAGAGGAAUGUGCGUUAUGGAUGCCAACACGAACUGGUUUGGAGCUUCAACUCUCUUACACAUUGCGACAGCAGAACCCAGUUGGAUACACAGUACCCAUUCAUCUUCCUGUUAUCAAUCAAGUAUUUAGUAGCAACAGGGCAGUAAAAAUUUCACCUAAUUGUCCAGUUGCUAGAUUACGACCUUAUGCUGGAAAAUACAUGCCUGGGGCAGUAGUAGCUGUUCGAGUUCCUCUCCUACAUCUUUCUAAUUUCCAAAUAUAUGAUUGGCCUGAGGUUUCAACAAGAAGUUAUGCUUUGAUGGUUUUGAUGCUUCCAUCAGAUAGUGCUAGACAAUGGCAUGUGCACGAGUUAGAACUGGUUGAGGUAGUUGCUGACCAGGUAGCUGUUGCUCUUUCACAUGCUGCAAUCUUAGAAGAGUCAAUGAGGGCAAGGGAUCAGCUCAUCGAGCAGAAUGUUGCAUUAGAUCUAGCAAGAAGAGAAGCAGAAACUGCAAUUCGUGCUCGUAAUGACUUUUUGGCAGUUAUGAACCAUGAGAUGAGAACUCCCAUGCAUGCAGUUAUUGCACUCUCUUCAUUACUACAGGAAACAGAUUUGACAGCUGAGCAACGACUGAUGGUGGAGACAAUAUUGAAAAGCAGCAAUUUGUUGGCUACCCUCAUCAAUGACGUUUUGGAUCUUUCACGGCUUGAAGAUGGCAGUCUUCAACUUGAAGCAGCAACAUUUAACCUCCAUUCUUUGUUCAGAGAGGUCCUUAACUUGAUUAAGCCUGUUGCAUCUGUUAAAAAGUUAUCACUCACUUCACAUGUAGCCUCAGAUUUGCCAAUGUAUGCCAUUGGUGAUGAAAAACGUCUCAUGCAAACUAUUCUGAAUGUUGUUGGUAAUGCUGUGAAGUUCUCAAAAGAGGGUUGCAUUUCCAUCACUGCUUUCGUUGCAAAGCCUGAAUCCUUUAGAGAUGCUAGAAUUCCUGACUUUCUUCCAGUGCCAAGUGAUAACCACUUUUAUUUGCGAGUACAGGUAAAAGAUUCAGGAUCAGGAAUUAAUCCACAAGAUAUCCCGAAGUUAUUCACUAAGUUUGCACAAAACCAAUCAUUAACAAGAAAUCCUGCUGGAAGUGGACUUGGCCUGGCAAUUUGUAGGAGGUUCGUAAAUCUUAUGGAAGGGCAUAUUUGGGUUGAAAGCGAAGGUAUUGGUAAAGGAUGUACAGUCACUUUUAUUGUAAAACUUGGAAUCCCAGACCGAUCAAAUGAAUUUAAGCUACCUUUUGUACCUAAAGUACCAGGAAAUCAUGGAUCUACAAACUUUGCUGGGCUCAAAGUUCUUGUCAUGGAUGACAAUGGGGUUAGCAGGACAGUAACAAAAGGACUUCUUAUGCAUUUAGGAUGUGAUGUAACAACUGCAAGCUCAAGUGAAGAAUGUCUGCGUGUUGUUUCUCUGGAACAUGAAGUGGUCUUCAUGGAUGUUUGUACAGGGUUAGAUGGUUAUGAACUUGCAGUCCGUAUACAUGAGAAGUUUACGAAGCAUCAAGAUAGACCACUGAUAGUUGCUCUUACUGGAAACACCAAAAAGGUAACAAAAGAGAACUGUAUGAGGGUUGGUAUGGAUGGCCUUAUAUUGAAACCUGUUUCUGUUGACAAAAUGAGGGGUGUUUUAUCAGAACUAUUGGAGCGCCGAGUUCUGUUCGAAAGUGUUUAACCUGUUAGAUUGUUGUACAUAGCUAUAUCAAAUUUGGAGAAGAGCACAAACUUAUGAAGCAAUGAGGCAAUUGACAUUAGUUGUCAUCCUUUUUGCUGUUUUGAGAUCCCGGCAAAAGGAACAACGAUUGAGUCUGCGUUGUUAAAUAAUUUUUUGUGAACACAAGUUCGUAUAUGUUGUGUAUUCUGCAUUUUAUAGCAGACUUUCGAUGUUUUGCAAUGGCGGUAAAAUUGCAUUUAUACUGUCCUAGACUGUUUUGAUUAAUUGAUUUAAGUUUAAUUACUUGUUAGAUCUCUAUACCUGUAUAGUCUUUGUUUUAGUCUCUACAUUCAAAAUAUUUGGUUUAGCCCCUACGCAUAUGUACCUCCGUUCCUAUGGAUAAGACUUUUUUCAUUUUA